Jatropha curcas is the source of this 3657-nucleotide messenger RNA. RefSeq names its product LOW protein: PPR containing-like protein. Gene Ontology annotation, molecular function: protein binding; RNA binding. Gene Ontology annotation, biological process: RNA modification. The record is from RefSeq and is a predicted model, not a curated record. Lineage: Eukaryota; Viridiplantae; Streptophyta; Magnoliopsida; Malpighiales; Euphorbiaceae.
AAAAAAAAAAAAAAAAAAAAACCAAAUCUCUCCAAAUAUUUCUAUAUACUUGAACUUUUCAAUAUAGGUCAUUUUUUCUUAAACUAUAAAUAUUUGUAAUUGUACUCAUUUGAUUAAGAUCACACUAUUAUCUAUUGCAACCGUGGAGAUGUUACUGAAAAAUUAUACUGAAAGCUAUUGCAAAAAAAUUUUAAGUAUAAUAUGAUAUAUUUCAAUAAAUUUUUAACUUAUAAAAUUAACUGAUCUAUGCCAAUAUGGAGGGAAUUUAGUUGGUGUGAGAGAUGGAAAGUUUUGAGUUCGAGAGUUGUCAUCCGGAGGACUAGGCAGAACAUAAUAGUUUUGACGAUUCACCGUAUUGGGUAAUUGGUUAUGGGAAGGUCCAUAUGUCUUGUAUCACAUUCACUAUCAAAAGGUCAUGGCUUUUUUGGCCAAUAGUUAACAGGGGGAAGUUCGCAUUCUCCCCUGCAAUUCAAUUGUACGGAACAGAGGCUUAUUGUUACAUGCCAAAGAAACAUCAACUGAAGUUAUUGUACAAAUUUCUCUGUAUUAUGUUCGUAUAAAUGAAGUCCCUAAAAGAUGGUCUUCGAUACCAAGUCUGCUCCAUAAAGGCUGGUUUUACACUACCCAUCUUCACCUCCAAUCAACUUAUUCAUCUGUACUCUAAGCACGGCCAUACACGAGAAGCUCAAAAACUGUUCGACCAAAUGCCCGACAGAAACGUCUUCUCUUGGAAUGCAAUAAUCUCUGCCCACAUAAAAACACAGAACUUAAAACAAGCAAAAGUUGUCUUUGACUCCGCAUCUGUUAGAGAUUUGGUUACCUAUAAUUCAAUGUUAUCAGGCUAUGUAAGCGCUGAUGGGUAUGAAUCCAGUGCUCUUGAGUUGUUUAUUGAAAUGCAAACUGACUGUUAUAAUAUUGGAAUGGAUGAGUUUACGCUGACAACAAUGGUUAACUUGUUUGCUAAGCUUUCCAUGCCGUCUUAUGGGAGGCAGGUGCAUUCAUAUAUGGUUAAAACAGCUAAUGAUAAAAGUGGGUUUGCUAUGAGUUCUUUGAUUGAUAUGUAUUCCAAAUGUGGUUGUUUUCAAGCAGCUACAGAGGUGUUUAAGGGAUGUGAAGGAGUUGCUGAUUUGGUUUCAAAGAAUGCUAUGGUAGCAGCUUGUUGUAGAGAAGGUGAAAUGGAUAGGGCUUUAAAGCUGUUUUGGAGGGAUAAAGAGUUGAAUGAUACAGUUUCAUGGAAUAUAUUGAUUUCAGGUUAUGCUCAAAAUGGUUAUGAGGAGGAAUCAUUGAAGUUUUUUCUUUACAUGAUGCAAAAUGAUGUUAAAGGGAAUGAGCAUACUUUUGCUAGCCUUCUGAGUGCUUGCGCUGGUUUAAGGAACUUGAAGCUUGGAAAGGAAAUCCAUGCUUGGGUUUUGAAGAAUGGGUUGACUUCGAAUCCAUUUAUAAACAGCGGUGUAGUUGAUGUUUAUUGCAAGUGUGGAAAUAUGAACUAUGCGGAGUCGACGCAUUUAGCUAGUAGGAUAGGGAGCUCCUUUUCCAUCACUUCUAUGAUUGUGGGUUAUGCAUCGCAAGGAAAGAUGGUGGAAGCUCGUAGGCUUUUUGAUUCAUUAACAGAGAAGAAUGCUAUUGUUUGGACAGCUUUGUUUUCUGGGUAUUUAAGAUUACAGCAAUGUGAAGCUGUUUUUGAACUUUUUAAUGAGUAUAGGGCUAAGGAAAUAGUGGUUCCUGAUGGUUUGAUCCUUGUAAGUUUGCUUGGUGCCUGUGCACUGCAAGCUGCACUUAGUCCAGGAAAGCAAAUUCAUGGUUAUGUAUUCAGAAUGAGGAUUGCAAUGGAUGAGAAAAUGAGCACUGCUAUGGUUGACAUGUAUUCGAAAUGUGGCAGUAUAACAUAUGCGGAAAAAUUUUUCCAAAAGGUUAGUGAAAGAGAUUCAAUUUUUUACAAUGUAAUGAUAGGUGGUUAUGCUCAUCAUGGGCAUGAGAUUAAAGCUAUACAGCUGUUUCAGGACAUGCUGGAGAAAGGAGUCAGACCAAAUGUAGCCACUUUUAUUGCACUUCUAUCAGCUUGUCGUCACUGUGGAUUGGUAGAUUUAGGUGAAAAGUUAUUUAAUUCCAUGACCGAUGAAUAUAACAUACCGCCUGAAAUUGAUCACUACACAUGUAUGAUUGAUCUUUAUGGAAGGGCUAAUCAGCUAGAAAAGGCAGUAUUACUUAUGAAAAAAAUUCCAAUAGAACAAGAGGAUGCUACAAUUCUUGGGGCAUUCUUGAAUGCUUGUAUACUAAAUAGGAAUGCAGAACUAGCAAAAGAAGUAGAGGAUAAACUGUUAAAGAUUGAGGGAGACAAUGGAGCUCGUUAUGUGCAGUUGGCUAAUAUUUAUGCAGCAGGAGGGAACUGGUCGGAGAUGGGGAGGAUAAGAAAGAAGAUGAGAGGAAAAGAGAUUAAGAAGGUUGCUGGUUGCAGUUGGUUAUACCUGGAAAAUGGAGCCCAUGUAUUUACCUCAGGUGAUAGAACCCAUAGGAAAGCAUAUUCUAUAUAUUCAAUGUUAGCCUGCUUGAAUGCAGAACUAUAUGAAGUUUCUGAGGCACUAUGAUAAGAAGACUGUUAAUUGCUGAUAUGCCAACUGAAAUAAUGUUCUUUCGAGAACAUACGAAUAUGUUGUACAAAGGCUUGCUUUUGUGCGAAUGCUCACUUAACGUGAAGCGAGGAUGGGCUCAUCAGACAAUUUGCUAAUUGCUGACAUGCCAACUGAAAUAUUGUCUUUUUAGAACAUCUAAAUAUGUUGUACAAAGGCUCACUUCUGUGAAAAUGCUUGCUUAGUGUGAAACGAGGAUGGAUUCAUCACCAUUCAUGUUCAGAAGAAGGAGAUAACAUAUGGAGGACAGGAUAUCUGUGGAAAAAUAUCUGAUAACACGAAGAACUUCUACAAGGCUAUACAUACUAAAGAUGCGAUCCUAUUCUGGGGAAGAUGGGAAACAUCUUCUGAUAUCUGUGGAAAAAUAUCUGAUAACACGAAGAACUUCUACAAGGCUAUACAUUCUAAAGAUGCGAUCCUAUUCUGGGGAAGAUGGGAAACAUCUUCUGAUCCUAAUUAACAUUCUGGAUGAACAAAAUAUUGGUUGAAGCAAGAAAGGUGAUUCGAUCCAUGAUAUGAGCCUACGAGAAAAAUGCUGCAGUGCAAAGACUGGCACUGUAGACUGCGUUUGAGCAACUAUGGCAAAUUAACUUGCAUUGAUCAUACAUUCCUCUAAGUCCAAGUUCAUGUCCGCCCAGGAGAGUAAUGAUUACAAACAGAUGCAAGUGGACAAUGAUUCAGUGCACAUCCUUACUGUUUAUGCGAAUUCUCGGUUAUUGGAUUAGCUUUUCUCUCUCAAUCCAAAGACUGAAAACUCAUGCACUGAGUUAUUUUGCUUUCAUCAUACAAAUACAGAGUUUAUGUACACCGCCUGCAACCAAACAGCUUAUUUCAUAGGGUGGAGCAGCACAUUUAGGUCCUUUAUAGCUCAAUUUAGCCUUUACCUUCCUGUUGGCAACUUAGCAUGGUCUGACCCUAGAUAGAUAAUCUUAGGUUGAUGAAGCAAUGUGUAUAUGGAAUUUGCUAUAUCUUAACUUCAAGAAUGUUUGACAAUUUGGUAUUUAUAUAUAUUAUUUUCUGUUUUUGCAAA